Molecule: messenger RNA, 456 nt
Organism: Aspergillus terreus NIH2624
Lineage: Eukaryota; Fungi; Ascomycota; Eurotiomycetes; Eurotiales; Aspergillaceae
Product: Rab family GTPase YPT6
Exons: 2
Coding region: 1-456 (151 amino acids)
Molecular function (GO): GTPase activity; GTP binding
Source: RefSeq, a predicted model, not a curated record
AUGUACCUCGAAGAUAGAACGGUGCGACUACAGCUGUGGGAUACGGCGGGUCAGGAGCGCUUCCGGUCGUUGAUCCCAUCCUACAUUCGAGACUCGAGCGUCGCCGUUGUCGUGUAUGAUAUCUCCAACGCCAAGUCGUUCCAGAACACCAGGAAAUGGAUUGACGACGUCCGGGGUGAACGUGGCAACGAUGUGAUCAUUGUCCUGGUCGGCAACAAGACCGAUCUCAACGAUAAGCGGGAGGUCACGACCGCCCAGGGUGAAGAAGAGGCGAAGAAGAACGGCUUGAUGUUCAUUGAGACGAGUGCCAAGGUCGGUCAUAAUGUCAAGCAGCUAUUCAGGCGGAUUGCGCAGGCUUUGCCGGGCAUGGAGGGUGAAGCGAACCAACAGAACCAAAUGAUUGAUGUCAAUAUAAACCCCAAAGAGACCACGAGCAACGAUGGAUGCGCCUGUUAA